UUCUCUGGAUGAAAUGCCAGUAGCCUUGGAAGUGCUAUAUCUGACUGCAGGAAGGUGGAACAUCAGAUAAAAAAAAGUGGAUGCACUUUGUGCACCAUCACAAGAAGGGUUCAUAUACUGGACAUUACUGUGCAUUCAUCAGCCCACCUAGUGCCGGCUGUGGUCCACCAGCGGAACAAGAACGAGGCAGAGAGAGUUUGUUUCCAAGUCAGAAUGCCUGAGACAGAGGCCAAGAUCCAGGUGUUCACAGUACUGGAGUCAGGAGAGGCAGCAGCGAAUGGAGGCCCGAGCAGCACAGACCAGAAGAGGUCCAUAUAUGAGCAAUAUGUGCAGCCCUGCCUGGCUGAGUUGUUGGGGACCACACUGUUUGUGUUUGUGGGGUGUGCAUCUGUUAUUGGGAAUAUGGACACGCUUACGCUUAUCCAGCCUGCUGUGGCACAUGGACUGAUUGUGAUAGUGCUCAUCAUGAUGUUCGGAGAAAUUAGUGGGGCCCACUUCAACCCUGUGGUGUCCCUGUGCAUCUACCUGUGUGGAGGGAUGGAACUGGUUCUGCUAUUGCCCUACGUCGUGGCUCAGUUGUUAGGAGGGAUGAUUGGUGCUGGUCUGGCCAGAGUAAUGUACACCUCUGAUUUGUAUGGUGCUUCCCUUGGAGGAGCCCUUAACCCCACCACCAGCGACCUGGGUAAAGCCACACUGACAGAGGUAAUGAUGACCCUAAUCCUCACCAUGGUGGUGUGCAUGGGGGUCGUGAACAGUAGAACCCGCACACCGUCGGCUCCCUUCUGCAUCGGCCUUACUGUGACUGCAAACGUAUUUGCCGGAGGGUUGGUAUCCGGUGCGUGUAUGAACCCUGCCAGAGCCUUUGGUCCUGCAGUGGUUGCCGGCCACUGGGCUCAUCACUGGAUCUACUGGGUUGGACCCAGCUGUGGUGCACUGCUCACUGUCAUCUUUAUCAGGUUGUUGUUUGGUGACCAGAAGACUCGAGUUGUGCUGAAGACAAUGUCUAAUGUACUAAAGAGGAAGAGAGAAAGGACAUCCUGACUGACAUGUAUGGUCAUACAUACAUCAGCAGUUAAAUCGUGUUACCUAAAUUUGUCAGAAAAAUGUGUGCAGAUAGAUUUGUCUUUGGGUCAGGUAGAUUUGUCGGCUCAUACUGAAUGAAAUGUUUGUGUUUGAAGAUUCAGUAGCGUUUGAUAAUGCAAUAAGAAUAUGGUAGCUACU
Monopterus albus (swamp eel) is the source of this 1221-nucleotide messenger RNA. It is a transcript of the gene aqp8a.1, whose product is annotated as aquaporin 8a, tandem duplicate 1. Gene Ontology annotation, cellular component: plasma membrane; basolateral plasma membrane. Gene Ontology annotation, molecular function: water channel activity. Bases 214 to 1041 code for a protein of 275 amino acids. The record is from RefSeq and is a predicted model, not a curated record. NCBI's taxonomy places the organism in Eukaryota, Metazoa, Chordata, Actinopteri, Synbranchiformes, Synbranchidae. The transcript has 5 exons. Gene Ontology annotation, biological process: water transport; transmembrane transport.